Messenger RNA from Pyricularia grisea, 624 nucleotides. RefSeq lists its product as uncharacterized. The transcript has 5 exons. The record is from RefSeq and is a predicted model, not a curated record. NCBI's taxonomy places the organism in Eukaryota, Fungi, Ascomycota, Sordariomycetes, Magnaporthales, Pyriculariaceae. Gene Ontology annotation, biological process: peptidyl-arginine methylation. Gene Ontology annotation, molecular function: protein-arginine omega-N monomethyltransferase activity. The coding region runs from base 1 to 624 and encodes 207 amino acids.
AUGGCGGCAACCAAAAAAACAUACAUUGUCGAGCACCUCGAUGAGGAGCUGGGCCCAUGGUCCGAACUCGAAUACAUCGCCAUUGCUGAGGAGUCACAAGGUGCAGGUAGCGCCUUUGUCCUGUCAUCACUCCCGCAGAGCUUUGUUGCGCCCGAACCACUCCAAGCCAUUCCUGCCUUCAAGGCCGAGAACCGGGGAGUGGAGGAAUUGUAUGCUCAGGAUAAGACGCGAGUGUGUCUUUUGGAUCCCGCUGCCGCACAGGACCUCAGCCCGGAAGAUGGUGACAAGUUUGACGUAUUCCUGUUUGGGGGUAUUUUGGGUGAUGACCCGCCAAGGGAUAGGACAUCAGAGCUGCGUAAAAAGGGCUUCGAGGGUAGACGGCUCGGCUCGAAGCAGAUGACAACGGACACUGCCGUUCGAGUGACUAGAAUUGUUGCCGAGCAAAAGACUGCUCUCGAGGAUAUUCCUUACUUGGAUUUUCCCGAACUCAAGUUCAACGAUCAUGAAAGCACUGAGAUGCCGUUCCGCUAUGUGAAGGGUGAAGACGGCAAACCGAUUAUGCCAAAGGGAAUGGUUGAACUUAUCAAGAAGGAUGCCGACAAGGCCAUUGAUGAUCUGUUCUGA